This is a messenger RNA of Durotheca rogersii, 1958 nucleotides long. RefSeq names its product putative cytochrome P450. Gene Ontology annotation, molecular function: iron ion binding; heme binding; monooxygenase activity. The record is from RefSeq and is a predicted model, not a curated record. Bases 131 to 1810 code for a protein of 559 amino acids. The transcript has 2 exons. NCBI's taxonomy places the organism in Eukaryota, Fungi, Ascomycota, Sordariomycetes, Xylariales, Xylariaceae.
CUGGUACUAUUGAGCGGCAUACCUACAGCCUUCUCGCCUCCGUCUCUUCGCCUUCUCUCCACCUCUCUUCUCUCUCUACCUAUCUCCAAGUCUCGCCUGCCCUAACUUCCCGUCUUCGAGCGCUGCUACGAUGAAUGAUACCCAAAUUGCCGGGUCGGGGCUGCAAGGCUUCCGGUUCGACCCCAGGAACUUCGACUUUGAGCUCUCGUACUUGAAUUCGGUCCUGGCUAUCGCGGCCGUCUUUCUGGUGCGGGGUGUCUGGUUGGCCGUAUACCGUCUCUUCUUCAGCCCCAUCGCCAAGUUCCCCGGCCCUAAGCUCGCCGCCUUGACGACGCUCUACGAGGCCUACUACGACUUGAUCAGUAAAGGCGGCGGCCAAACCGCCUUUAGGAUCAAGUCGCUCCACGAGAAGUACGGCCCCAUCGUCCGCGUCGGACCUAACGAGCUCCACAUCGACGACCCGGAGUACUACAAUGACGUCUACACCAAGAGCACCGCUUCGCGCCCCAUCGACAAGCUCGAGAAGUACAAGCAUCGCUUUGGCAUGCCCGAGGCUACUAUCAGCACCGUCGAGGGCGAGAAGCACCGUAUCCGGCGGGCUGCCAUCGCGCCUUUCUUCUCCAAGUCCCGCAUCAACGGCAUGAACGACACGCUGCUCGAAAUCGCCGAGCGUAUCUCGUAUCGUCUGAGCACCGAGUACGCCGGGACGGGUCGCCCUAUUGACGUAUGCGACAUGUGGGGGACUCUAACUGCGGAUGUCGUCUCCGAGUUGGCUUUCGCCCGCUGUACACGCUUCUCGGACUCCCCCGAUUUCAAGUCCCCGUACUCGUCCGCUCUCAUGAGCUGGGUCUUCGCAGCUCACUACACCACGCACUUCAACUCCCUGAUCCAGACGAUGCACUGGAUGCCCGAUAGGGUUCUAGGUACCCUAGUGCCGUCGUUCAAGCCCAUCCUCGACUACCGUGCCGCUAUCCGUCCUCAGGUCCGUGAGAUGCUCGCAGGCAAGAACAUGCUCGCGAAGGAGUCGUCGCACCCCACCAUCUUCCACGACAUCCUCGCGUCCGACCUGCCCAAGGAGGAGCUCAGCUUCAAACGGCUGACCCAGGAGGCCAUGAGUCUUUCCGGCGCUGGCAUCGAGACUACCAUGUGGACCUUGUCCGUCGCUACGUUCCACACCCUGUGGAACCCGUCGGUCGAGAAGCGUCUUGUGGCCGAGCUCACCGAAGCAAUGCCUGACCCUGCCAACAUCCUCCCCUGGUCCGAACUUGAGAAGCUGCCUUUCCUGUCCGCCGUCAUCAACGAAUGUGAGUGUCUCCCCCGAGUGUGUCGGGUAUAUUUGUGGAGAGGGGAAGAAACGACGCUGACUGGGACUCUGCUAGCUCUCCGCCUCUCGUUCGGCUCGGUGCAGCGCCUCCCACGUGUCAACCGUCUCGCGUCGAUGAAGUACGGGUCGUGGGAGAUCCCGGCAGGAACGGCGGUGAGCAUGGACGCGUACCAUAUGCACACCAACCCAGACAUCUUCCCGAACCCGCUUGAGUUCGUGCCGGAGCGAUGGCUGGGCGACCCUAAGGGCCCGGACGGCGUGCGCCCGCUCUCUUACUAUCUCGUCUCCUUUAUCCGCGGCUCCCGCGUCUGCAUCGGUAUGCACCUCGCCCUCAUGGAUAUGUACGUCGCGCUGGCGAUGCUCUUCCGCCGCCACAAGCUCGAGCUCUUUGAGACGGACCGCAGCGACGUCGACUUCAUCGUCGACCUCGUCCGCCCCAUGCCUAAGUGGGACACGAAGGGCGUCAGGAUCAUCGUCAAGAGUUAAAGUGGCAGAGUGUGCGUGUGGCGUGGGGGGCGCAGAAAAAGAUCACUUAAUACCCCGGACGCGCUGUCUGUCGAAAGAGGGGUUCGGGUUCGGUGGUCAUGUAGUUAAUAAUACCGCACACGUAGAUAUUAUCUGUAGAUCCGCCGGC